Photinus pyralis (common eastern firefly) is the source of this 1383-nucleotide messenger RNA. RefSeq lists its product as uncharacterized. Lineage: Eukaryota; Metazoa; Arthropoda; Insecta; Coleoptera; Lampyridae. The record is from RefSeq and is a predicted model, not a curated record. The transcript has a single exon. The coding region runs from base 1 to 1383 and encodes 460 amino acids.
AUGUCUCUUCUUCACGUUAAAAGAACCUCAACUGAUUCAAGUGUGGAAGCAGUUGACUCCUCGUUUUCAGAACUUCCAGCUGCUACUCCGUCUGGUGUAUCGACCAGUAGUGCUACCACUACUUUAACCAGCACUUUGGGACUUGAAACUGUUGUUCUAUUAGCAACCGCUAUCGUAGAUAUUUUUGACGCUAAGGGCAAUAGUCAUGCUAUUAGAGUAUUGUUGGAUUCUGCUAAUCAGGCAAAUUUUAUUAACGAAAAAUGUGCUCAUCGUCUUUGUUUAACUAAACGAUCCUUAACUACUGCGAUUUUUGGAUUAAAUCAGAUGCACUCUAUUUCUGCCAAGGGUGUCGCGGCAUGUGCUAUCCAACCCCAUAAGGCUACUGGACCUAUUUUUUCGUUUGACGCGAUCGUUAUUUCAAAAUUAUGUCAGGAUUUACCGACUUUUAACAUCAAUGCUCAAAAUUGGAAACACUUAGAUAAUUUGGAAUUGGCAGAUGGUAAUUUCCACGCUGAUAAAUCAAUUGAUUUGCUCAUCGGAGCAGAAGUUUUUGCUCACGUUCUUAAAGAAGGCCGGAUAAUUGGCAAACAGGGCGAACCCACGGCUUUGAAUACCGUUUUCGGGUGGGUUUUGCUGGGGAAAAUUCAUAGUUCUCGUGAGACCACUAAAAGGGUAGAAACUUAUUGCACUUAUAUUAAUGAAGCCACUCUACCUGAGACUUUACAUAAAUUCUGGGAAGUAGGUGAGAUUUCCUCUAAAUUACCCUAUUCUUCCGAGGACGCACAGUGCGAACUAAUUUAUCGGGAAACCGUGUCUCGUACUCGAGAAGGUCGGUUUAUGGUUACUCUUCCGUUCAAAAAUUCUGAACCUGAUUUAGGAAAUACCUUCCCUUUGGCUCAUCGAAGAUUUUUACUUUUGGAAACUCGUUUACUUAAAAAUCUUGACUCGUAUAACGCUUACUCUUCAUUUAUGCGAGAUUACCUUAAAAAUGGUUACAUGUCGGUAGUGGAUCUAACCAAGAGUUCGUCAGCUUUGUGUUAUUAUCUCCCCCACCAUGGAGUAUUAAAAUCAGAAAACACAACAACAAAGUUACGCGUUGUUUGUGAUGCGUCUGCAAAAAGCCCGAAGGGACUAUCCUUAAACGAUACAUUACUAACCGGACCUAAGUUACAAAAGGAUAUUAGUGCACUUUUGUUGACCUUUACUUACCAUCCUAUAGUAUUUACCGCAGAUAUUAAGCAAAUGUAUCUACAGAUUCUCGUAACGCCCCAACAUAGAGACUAUCAACGAAUCUUGUGGCGUUUUUCACCUAAUGACCCUACAUCGGUAUAUCGGUUAACAGGGUGUCAUUCGGAAUAUCAUCGUCACCUUACCUUGCAAUAA